Eurytemora carolleeae is the source of this 310-nucleotide messenger RNA. RefSeq names its product tropomodulin-like. The transcript has 6 exons. The coding region runs from base 62 to 310 and encodes 82 amino acids. The record is from RefSeq and is a predicted model, not a curated record. NCBI's taxonomy places the organism in Eukaryota, Metazoa, Arthropoda, Copepoda, Calanoida, Temoridae. Gene Ontology annotation, molecular function: tropomyosin binding. Gene Ontology annotation, biological process: pointed-end actin filament capping.
CUCAGUUUGUACUACUGCCUGAAUUUUAAGGCGCCCAACUGCCUGUAUUUUAUAACUUAUCAUGGACGAAAUGAUAGAACAGGUAAACCCGGUCCACGUGACUUUAGACGAUUUAGAGGAAUUGAUCGGAGCUCUCAGUGCGGAGGAGAUAGAAGAGUUAGCAGAAUGUGAUCCUGACGAUUCAAAUAUGCCUCCAUCAAUGCGCUGUGCGUACAAAUGCAACAAGGCUGCAACUGGAGAAGUUAAUAGAGACAAGCUGCUAGAUGGUCUAAAGGAACAAGCGUUGGCAAUUCCUGACAAGAUUAUUUAA